Molecule: messenger RNA, 1596 nt
Organism: Candidula unifasciata
Lineage: Eukaryota; Metazoa; Mollusca; Gastropoda; Stylommatophora; Geomitridae
Source: the annotation of a GenBank genome assembly
AUGACAAACCUGCAUGGAAUUUUAUUAAAUAUUACUUUAAACUUUACUACAAGUCUUACUACAACUCUUACUACAAGCAUUACUACAACUCUUACAACAAGUCUCACUACAAGUCUUACUACAAGCCUUACUACAAUUCUUACUACAAGUCUCACUACAAGUCUUACUACAAGUCUUACUACAAGUCUUACUACAAGUCUUACUACAAGUCUUACUACAAGCCUUACUACAAGCCUUACUACAAGUCUCACUACAAGUCUUACUACAAGCCUUACUACAACUCUUACUACAAGCCUUACUACAAGUCUUACUACAAGCCUUACUACAACUCUUACAACAAGUCUCACUACAAGUCUUACUACAAGCCUUACUAGAACUCUUACAACAAGUCUCACUACAAGUCUUACUACAAGCAUUACUACAACUCUUACAACAAGUCUCACUACAAGUCUUACUACAUGCCUUACUACAAUUCUUACAACAAGUCUCACUACAAGUCUUACUACAAGCCUUACUACAAUUCUUACAACAAGUCUCACUACAAGAGUUACAACAAGCCUUACUACAAGCAUUACUACAACUCUCACUAAAAGCCUCACUACAAGUCUCACUACAACUCUUACAACAAGCAUUACUACAAGCCUUACUACAGCUCUUACUACAAGCAUUACUACAACACUUAUAACACGUCUCACUACAAGUCUUACUACAAGCUUUACUACAAGCCUUACUACAAGUCUUACUACAAGUCUUACUACAAGCCUUACUACAAGCCUUACUACAAGUCUUACUACAAGUAUUACUACAAGCCUUACUACAAGCCUUACUACAAGCCUUACUACAAGCCUUACUACAAGUCUCACUACAACUCUUACUACAAGCCUUACUACAAGCCUUACUACAAGCCUUACUACAACUCUUACUACAAGCCUUACUACAAGUCUCACUACAACUCUUACUACAAGCCUUACUACAAGCCUUACUACAAGCCUUACUACAACUCUUACUACAAGCCUUACUACAAGUCUUACGACAAGUCUUACUACAUCUCUUACUACAAGCCUUACUACAAGCAUUACUACAAGUCUUACUACAACUCUUACUACAACUCUUACUACAAGCCUUACUAAAAGUCUUACUACAAGCCUUACUACAAGCCUUACUACAAGCCUUACUACAAGUCUUACUACAAGUCUUACUACAAUUCUUACUACAAGUCUUACUACAAGUCUUACUACAAGCCUUACUACAAGUCUUACUACAAGCCUUAUUACAAGUCUUACUACAAGUCUUACUACAACACUUACUACAAGCCUUAUUACAAGUCUGUCUACAAGCCUUAUUACAAGUCUUACUACAAGCCUUAUUACAAGUCUUACUACAAGUCUUACUACAAGUCUUAUAACAAGUCUUACUACAAGCCUUACUACAACUCUUACUGCAAGUCUUACUACAACUCUUACUACAAGUCUUAUAACAAGUCUUACUACAAGCCUUAUUACAAGUCUUACUACAAGCCUUACUACAAGUCUUACUACAAAUCUUACUACAACUCUUAUUACAAGCCUGACUAAAAGUCAGUACAAAUCUCGCUAG